AUGGUCUCCAUUCAAGUAGUCAAACAAUCCAACGCCCUCGUCGCAUCUCUCCCAAAGGGCCUAGUAGCAGUCUUCAUCGGCGCAACAUCAGGCAUCGGCAAAAGCACCCUCCAACACCUCGCCGAACACGCGCGCUCCCCGCACAUCUACACCAUAGCUCGCCCUCAAACCGUCGCAUCCCACGAGUCCUUCCUCGCCUCGCUGCGCGCAACCGCGAACCCAGACGCCAACCACACCCUCCUAUCCGCAGACCACGCCCUCGUAUCCGACAUCAACGCCGCCAUGGACACCAUCCUCCAACAGGAAACCAAAAUCGACAUCCUCUUCCUGUCGGCGGGGUUCAUCGCCUUUGAAGGACGCCAAAACACCGUAGAAGGGCUGGAUCCGUCCAUGUCGACGCGGUACUACACCCGCCUCCGCGCCGUCCAAAAACUCCUCCCUCUCCUCCGCAACGCGACCCGCCCGCGCGUCGUCUCGGUGCUGGCAGCGGGGUUAGAGGGUCCCAUGGUCGACGAGGAUGAUCUCGACCUCCGGAGGCCGGGGAACUGGGGGUAUUGGCCUGCUUCCGUGCAGGCUACGACUAUGGGCACCCUUGCGCUCGAGGUGUUGGCGCGGGAGAACCCGGGGGUGAGUCUUGUGCACUCUAUGCCUGGACCCGUGGCGACGCCAGGGUUGGAGAGGGCGAGGGGGUUUGGGGUGGGAGUUACUGGGGAGAUGGGUCUUGAGGAGGCGGGUGCGAGGGGGUUGUUUUUGGCGACGAGUGAUUUGUAUGAUUCUCGGGGUCGGGAGGGAGUUGUGAAAGUUGCUGAGGGGGUUGAGGGUGUAAGGAAGUCUGGGGGUGGUUUGUUUUUGGUUGGUCCGGAAGGGGAGACGAUUGAUAAUGAGAAGGUUUUGGGGGAUAUGAGGGAGAGAGGGUUGGAUGAGAAGGUGUGGAAGUUCACUCGGGACUUAUUUGAUGAUUGUCUGGACCUGAAGGGAAGACUCGAAGAGCGCGAUUAG
Molecule: messenger RNA, 999 nt
Organism: Colletotrichum fioriniae
Lineage: Eukaryota; Fungi; Ascomycota; Sordariomycetes; Glomerellales; Glomerellaceae
Source: RefSeq, a predicted model, not a curated record